AUGAACCGUGAGCAGGGUGACAUCGGGGAGUGCCUGAAUUCCAGCACGAAUCCUUCGGGCGAUGCUCCAGCCACCUCCCGAGCGCCAACACUUCCGCUGCCUCAGAAACGCCGCUCCUCGUCUCCCAAGAAAGAGGACUUUGACCUUUGGCGCGCUGUCAUGUCCUGGUCGAGCGACCAGAUCAACCGCGCGCAGCCGUGGAAGGAUUUCGCUGACACCGCGAAAUUUUCGAUUCCGAAGUCGGCCCAGGAGAUCGCGGACAGGAUCCAAUUGAACGUGGGCCGCUUCCACAGAAACUACGGCGUUCUCUUCGUCGUCAUCCUGGCGGGCUACGUCAUGUCCAGCGUGGAACUCGUGGUGAGCGUCGCGGUGGUAGCUGCAGUGUUCGCCGCGCUCAAGCUUCAUCAGGACGACGAGUCUGCAGCCGUGUGGGGUACUAAGCUGGUGCUCAGCAAGAACCACAGGCUGGUCAUGGCCGCAUUGGUGGCGGUGCCUCUUCUCUACGUCGCAGACAUCUGGUCCGCCGUCCUGUGGUCCAUUGGUGCCAUCGUGCCGAUUGGUGUUGUCCAUGCCACCCUAUAUACUUGCCCUGGCUCCCCAAACAAGUUUACCAGAAAGCUGCCGGACACUUCCGAAGGAGGUGAUAUCAUGGGUGACCUUUGA
Molecule: messenger RNA, 663 nt
Organism: Dermacentor andersoni
Lineage: Eukaryota; Metazoa; Arthropoda; Arachnida; Ixodida; Ixodidae
Product: prenylated Rab acceptor protein 1-like
Cellular component (GO): Golgi apparatus
Source: RefSeq, a predicted model, not a curated record